Purpureocillium lilacinum is the source of this 333-nucleotide messenger RNA. The record is from RefSeq and is a predicted model, not a curated record. NCBI's taxonomy places the organism in Eukaryota, Fungi, Ascomycota, Sordariomycetes, Hypocreales, Ophiocordycipitaceae.
AUGUCCAGCCCGACCAAGAAGCGGAAGUUGAACAAUAGGGGCGGGACUGCGGCAGCCCAGCCAAAGGGCCUGGAGUAUUUUUUCUCCAAGCCAAGGCAGGCUGAGAAUCCUAGACCAGCGCCCUUGGAGACCGACACUCCGAACAGUGACUCGACUAGACGCACAGACGAGGAGCUAGCACGGAAGCUCCUGGCCGAGUACGACUUGGUAGUUGCCAAUGGAGCAACGGAAGACGGCGGAAGCACAAAAGUCAAAGGAGCUGACAAGGGUCCCGCGAAGGUCGAGAAGGACGAUCUUCUACUGGGGAGUCGAACGCCACGCCUCAACGGUUAG